Messenger RNA from Tarenaya hassleriana, 1997 nucleotides. Its product is annotated as UDP-glycosyltransferase 75B2-like. The record is from RefSeq and is a predicted model, not a curated record. Bases 254 to 1900 code for a protein of 548 amino acids. Gene Ontology annotation, molecular function: UDP-glycosyltransferase activity. The transcript has a single exon. NCBI's taxonomy places the organism in Eukaryota, Viridiplantae, Streptophyta, Magnoliopsida, Brassicales, Cleomaceae.
CUGUUCUUUUACAACAUGCCUUGUUUUCCAAGAAACACAAACAGACAAGACAAAAAAAAAUUACACAUCACAUGUGACGUCGCCAUCUGUUGUGACCUAAGUGUGAUAAGUAAACCUGCACCAGACGAACUGACAAAGGCCUAAUUGAGAGCCCUUGUCGUAUUCUUUCCCGUUUUAAUCACAUCAAUCGAAAGAUUCAUCAAUCCUUCCACUUUUAUUUGCGUCACUACACACGUCACGAGAUUGCCCGUGCAUGUGUGUAUCUCUGUUCCCGUACACGCAUGUGCUUACCCCUGCAUACAUACGUACAUACAUAUAUAUAUAUAUAUAUAUACACACAAACACACACAAAGCUACAGAUCGGGAGAGUUCAUCUGUUUAUUAUAGAAAAGAUAAAUCUUGCGGAGAAUUGGCAGAGUUGGAGAGCAAAAUGCCACAGCCACACAUUCUGAUAGUGACGUUUCCGGCACGAGGACACAUCAAUCCGUCGCUCCACUUCUCCGGCCGACUCAUCCGAACCACCGGCGCACGUGUCACCUUCGCCACGUGCGUCUCUGCCUUCCGCCGCUCCAUGAUCCCUCCCGCCGCCGCCGAUUCCCUCUCUUUCCUCUCCUUCUCAGACGGCUUCGACGAUGGCCACGUGUCGUCCACCUCUUCCGACUACGACCACGACCAGUGGAUGGAUAGAAUCAGAGUUGACGGCACCAAAACUCUGUCGGAUUUCAUCGAAUCUAACCGUCGAGGAGAGUCUCCGGUGACUUGUUUGGUCUACACGCUUCUUCUCACCUGGGCUCCUGCGGUGGCGCGUCGCUUCCACAUCCCAUCAUCGCUUCUCUGGAUACAGCCCGCUUUGGUUUUCGACAUCUAUUACUACUACUUCAACGGCUAUGCCGAGGUUGUCUCCAAAGCUCUGGCUCGGUCGGAUCCCGUCGAGUUGCCGAAACUACCGUUGCUUGCGGCCAGGGAUCUUCCUUCCUUCCUCACUCCUUCCAACAUGUAUAAAUAUGCAUGCGCUGCGUUUCAAGAUCAGAUAGAUCGUCUCAGAGAAGAUCCCAACCCUAAAAUCCUCGUCAACACUUGUGAUGCAUUGGAGAGAGAAGCGUUGAGGGCGAUUCCGAAUCUUGAAAUGGUAGCUGUAGGUCCAUUGCUUCCCAUGGAGAUUUUCCCGGGAAACAAUAACCGGUUUUCGGGUGAUUCGAUCCGAGAUUCGGAAGACCAUGGUUAUACCCUUUGGUUGGAUUCGAAGCCAGAUUCCUCUGUUAUUUAUGUUUCUUUUGGAACACUUGCCGUGUUGCCCAAGAAACAGAUGCAAGAACUUGCAAAGGCACUAAUAGAAACGAAACGUCCGUUCUUGUGGGUCAUAACCGAUAAACCGAACAAAAGGGCGAAUGAAGAAGAAGAAGGAGAAGAGAUAGGCAACAUAGCUGAUUUCAGACAGGAGCUGGAAGAAAUCGGGAUGGUAGUGACAUGGUGCUCGCAGACUCAGGUUCUGAAACACAAAUCGGUCGGAUGUUUCUUGACGCACUGCGGAUGGAACUCGACGCUGGAGAGUCUUGUUCUCGGCGUGCCCGUCGUGGCGUUUCCGCAAUGGACAGACCAGCCAACGAACGCGAAGCUUCUGGAAGAUUGGUGGAAAACUGGUGUGAGGGUGAAGGAGAACGAGGAAGGGUUGGUCGAGAGCGGCGAGAUAAGGCGGUGCCUGGAGGCGGCGAUGGAGGAUAAGGCGGAGGAGCUGAGGAGGAACGCCGGUAAGUGGAGAGAUUUAGCGGCGGAGGCCGGCGGAGAAGGAGGAUCUUCCGACACGAACAUCGCGGCUUUUGUGGAAUCUUGUGGUGGGAUGUCGUACGGAACUGAUGACAAGUCAGCGAGCCUACGUGGCAACUACAUCUGCCCUAAUUGAUGUUUGUGAUCGGUAAAUGUGCAAUGAACGAUUCUUAUCCACAAGGGUAUGAUAUGUCGUUUACUAUCUGUUGUUCUAGAAUAAAUUACGCAAAUGC